This is a messenger RNA of Caenorhabditis elegans, 150 nucleotides long. RefSeq lists its product as uncharacterized. The transcript has a single exon. The record is from RefSeq and is marked reviewed. Lineage: Eukaryota; Metazoa; Nematoda; Chromadorea; Rhabditida; Rhabditidae. Bases 1 to 150 code for a protein of 49 amino acids.
AUGACAAAGAGCAAUGGAUAUGAUGGCGGAGAAGUACAGAAAUUGCAAAAUGGAAUUUCCACUGAUGCAUCGGAGGAUUCUGAAGCUGGGUCAGGAAGUGUGAAGCCAACGAGGACUUGUGAUACUACAACAAUGACCCUUAUUGAAUAA